UGUGAAUGGAGAUUUUUUUGUCAUUUGAUAGUGUUUUGGAUGUGCGUGUUAUGUUUUGGAGUGCAUUUUGAUUGCUAGUUUUUUAUGGUUUGAUUUUGUAUGGAAAGUUCAUAUUUUGAUUUGUGUGGUUUGCUGGCCUGUCUUUUUAUUGAUUUUUUUUGGUGGAUCUGAAUCUGUUUUAUUGCAUGAUUUUGGUCAUUUUGUUUAUUGGAAAUUCAUUGUGGUUCAGAAGAAAUUUAAGCAGUGUUGAUGGUGUUCCUCUCUUCAUUCAUAAGGGGCUUGUGUUUGUUUUCAAGAAAAGGCUUCAAGUAGAGUGUUUGAUUUUGAUAUAUUUGUCUAUCAAAAAUCAUAGGGAGGAACAGAUUUGACAGGAAUAAUGAAGCUGAAGUAGGCCCACUUUGCAAUUUAGUUCUAUCUGAUCAGCCACAUUCCAAGAUAUUUUUGUUUACAACUAAAUAGAAUGGGAUCCGGAGAUUGGUUUAAAACAAUCAUCAACAGGAAGAGAAGCAAGCAUGGCAAGCCAAAACAAGUCAAGGGUUCUGCUAGUGACAAGACGAAUGGAUUAAAAUUGAAGAAACAUUCACAUAAAGGGUUCAACAGCUUGUAUAGAGCUGUUUCAAGUGUGAACCCUGAAGAUGGGAUUACAAUAGAGGAUAUUGCUGCAACUCGCAUUCAAAAUGCAUUCCGACGCUUCAAGGCUAGGAAAACUUUGCAGAGUUUGAAAGGUGCGAAAAGGUUGCAAAUUCUUUCCCAAACCCAUCCUGUGAAAAAGCAGGGUUCGACCGCUUUGAAUUACAUCCAAUCUUGGAGUAAAAUCCAGUCAGAGAUCAGGGCUCGCCGUGCUUGUAUGGUAGCAGAAGGCCGCAUCAAGCAGAAAAAACUCGACAAUCAAUUAAAACUAGAAGCUAAACUUCAUGACCUACAGGUAGAAUGGUGUGGAGGGUCUGACACAAUGGAAGAAAUUCUCGCCAGGAUACAACAACGAGAAGAGGCAGCAGUCAAGCGAGAGCGUGCAAUGGCAUAUGCAUUUUCUCAUCAAUGGAGAGCAAAUCAAGGCCAGGGACCUCUUGUCUAUGAAGUCGGAAAAGGCAGUUGGGGAUGGAGCUGGAUGGAACGAUGGAUUGCUGCUCGGCCGUGGGAGUCCAGGCUCCCUUAUCAAUCUGUCAGCCCCAAUAAAUCGCAAAAAAAAGCUGGAGGAAACAAAGUUGCGAAGAAUACGAAUUCGGCAACUCGAGUAUCAAAUUCAGUAAAACCUUCAGCUUCUAACGGAAAAGGUGCUGCUAAUAAGAAAAUAUCAGAAUCAUCAGAUGAAAAACCAGCUAACCAAGAGCCAAAUCCUAAGCCAGUUAUUCUGCGCCCAAAGGCUAAGAAUGGAACAAUGAUGCAGGAUCAGCAGCUCCAACCACAGGCAUCUGAUAAUGCUGGCUAAAUUGUCAUCAAUGAAAUUGUUUUAAGUUUUUGCUUACAGUAGGUGGUGUGAAGUGGUAUACCAAGUUCUUUCUAUUUCACUUGAAUGAAGAAUAAGAAGAGACCACUUUUGUUUGGUAUGUCACUCUAUGAUUUUGUGAUAUUUAUGGAUUGUUAUGUUUCAUUCUUGCUGUAAGUUUUUUUCUGAAUUAUCUGUGUGUUACUGUGUAAGAAACAACAACACCAUCAAUGUGUGAUCUUUUUUCAAUGUAUAGCAAUGUUUUAUCUGUUU
Dioscorea cayenensis subsp. rotundata (Guinea yam) is the source of this 1699-nucleotide messenger RNA. Its product is annotated as protein IQ-DOMAIN 1-like. The record is from RefSeq and is a predicted model, not a curated record. The coding region runs from base 461 to 1429 and encodes 322 amino acids. Gene Ontology annotation, molecular function: protein binding. The transcript is spliced from 6 exons. Lineage: Eukaryota; Viridiplantae; Streptophyta; Magnoliopsida; Dioscoreales; Dioscoreaceae.